Urocitellus parryii (Arctic ground squirrel) is the source of this 6731-nucleotide messenger RNA. RefSeq names its product alsin Rho guanine nucleotide exchange factor ALS2 (gene Als2). Gene Ontology annotation, molecular function: small GTPase binding; guanyl-nucleotide exchange factor activity. NCBI's taxonomy places the organism in Eukaryota, Metazoa, Chordata, Mammalia, Rodentia, Sciuridae. Gene Ontology annotation, biological process: endosomal transport; regulation of GTPase activity. Gene Ontology annotation, cellular component: dendrite; cytoplasm; centrosome. The record is from RefSeq and is a predicted model, not a curated record.
GAAUCAGCUGAUCUUUCGGACCCGCGGGGCUGCUGGGCUCGCGCCGGAUGCUGAUCGCUGUGCUGCCGGUGGAGCGUCAGGUCUUCAUAUACUCUUUCUGAAGAGGGAAUGGUUUGGUGAUGGAGUGCUCCCAUUGACCGAUGGACUCAAAGAAGAGAAGUUCAACAGAAGCAGAAGGAUCCAAAGAAAGAGGCCUGGUCCAUGUCUGGCAGGCGGGAUCCUUUUCCAUCAUACCAGAGAGAUUGCCAGGCUGGGGAGGAAAGACUGUUCUUCAAGCAGCCCUUGGAGUGAAACAUGGAGUUCUUUUGACUGAAGAUGGUGAGGUCUACAGCUUUGGGACUCUUCCUUGGAGAAGCGAAUCAGCAGAAAUUUGUCCAGAUAGUCCCAUUCUAGAAAAUGCCCUGGUUGGGCAACAUGUUGUUACUGUGGCAACAGGGAGCUUCCACAGCGGAGCAGUGACAGAAAGUGGCGUAGUGUACAUGUGGGGGGAGAAUUCUGCGGGUCAGUGUGCAGUAGCUAACCAGCAGUAUGUGCCAGAACCGAAUCCUGUCAGCAUUUCUGAUUCUGAAACCAGCCCUUUGUUGGCAGUCAGGAUUUUGCAGUUGGCAUGUGGCGAGGAGCACACUCUGGCAUUGUCAAUAAGCAGAGAGAUUUGGGCAUGGGGUACCGGUUGUCAGUUGGGUCUCAUCACCACUACCUUCCCAGUGACAAAGCCACAAAAGGUGGAACAUCUUGCUGGGCGCGUAGUGCUACAAGUCGCCUGUGGUGCUUUCCACAGCCUGGCACUUGUGCAGUGCCUGCCUUCCCAGGACCUGAAGCCAGUCCCUGAGAGAUGCACCCAGUGCAGCCAGCUCCUCAUUACCAUGACUGACAAAGAGGACCAUGUGAUUAUCUCAGACAGUCACUGUUGCCCUUUAGGUGUGACACUAUCAGAAUCCCAGGCAGAAAACCACGCCAGCUCUGCCAUCAGCCCCUCUGCUGAGACCCUUGACAGUCAGGGAGGAGUGUUUGAGAACACRCUUGUAGAAGCUGGACUGCCGCUUGCCACCGAAUUGAACAUUGAAAGCACCCCUACCACAAGUGGUGAUACUACUUCCUCCCAACAAAACAUCCAGGGAACAACUGAAAUUUCUUCUGUCAGAAACAUACCAUCGUACCCUGACACCCAGGCAGUAAAUGAAUACUUGCAGAAACUGUCAGAUCAUUCAGUAAGGGAGGAUUCAAAGAAUGGUGAAAAGUCAAUGCCACCUCAGCCUCUUGUAGAAGAAGCAGUUCCUARUCUUCACAGCCCACCAACCACAAGCACCUCAGCCCUCAACAGCCUGGUGGUCUCUUGUGCAUCUGCUGUUGGUGUGAGAGUGGCUGCUACCUAUGAGGCUGGGGCCUUGUCUCUUAAGAAAGUUAUGAACUUUUAUAGUACAGCCCCUUGUGAAACUGGAGCGCAGGCAGGCAGUAGUUCCAUAGGCCCAGAAGGUCUGAAAGACAGCAGAGAAGAACAGGUUAAACAGGAGUCAAUGCAAGGAAAGAAAAGUUCAAGUCUUGUGGAUAUCAGGGAAGAAGAAUCAGAGGGAGGCAGUCGAAGACUCUCCCUCCCUGGAUUACUGUCACAAGUUUCUCCCAGGCUCUUAAGAAAAGCUGCACGGGUGAAAACCAGGACAGUGGUUCUGACUCCCACAUAUAGUGGAGAAGCAGAUGCCCUUCUGCCUUCUCUGAGAACAGAGGUGUGGACCUGGGGGAAAGGAAAGGAAGGGCAGUUGGGGCAUGGCGAUGUUCUGCCUAGGCUUCAGCCAUUGUGUGUAAAGUGUCUGGAUGGUAAAGAAGUGAUCCACCUGGAGGCAGGUGGUUACCAUUCUCUUGCACUUACUGCCAAAUCCCAGGUUUACUCGUGGGGUAGCAAUACCUUUGGUCAACUUGGGCAUUCCGAUUUUCCAACAACAGUUCCUCGUCUUGCAAAGGUAAAUGGUGAAAAUGGAGUCUGGAGUGUAGCUGCAGGCCAGGAUUAUUCCCUGUUUUUAGUGGAUACAGAAGACUUCCAGCCUGGGUUGUAUUACAGUGGCCGGCAGGACCCUGAAGAAGGUGACAGCCCUCCAGAGAAUCCCAGUGGUACUAAGACUCCAGUACUUCUCUCCUGUAGUAAGCUUGGAUAUAUAAGCAGAGUAACAGCAGGAAAAGACAGCUACCUAGCCUUGGUGGACAAAAACAUUAUGGGGUAUAUUGCCAGUCUCCAUGAAUUGGCUACUACAGAAAGACGAUUCUAUUCAAAACUAAGUGAUAUCAAAUCUCAGAUACUCAGGCCUCUUCUCAGUUUAGAAAAUUUGGGCACUGUGCCUGCAGUCCAGCUGUUACAGGAGGUGGCAGGCCGUUUCAGCAAGCUGUGUUACUUAAUUGGUCAGCAUGGAGCCUCCCUGAGCAGCUUCCUUCAGGGGAUAAAGGAAGCCAGGAGUUUGGUCAUUCUGAAACAUGCAAGUCUCUUCUUGGAUAGUUAUACAGAGUAUUGCACAUCAAUUACAAAUUUCCUGGUUAUGGGAGGAUUCCAACUUCUUGCUAAACCUGCCAUUGAUUUCUUAAAUAAAAACCAAGAGCUGCUGCAGGACUUAUCAGAAGUGAAUGAUGAAAGCACUCAGUUGAUGGAAAUACUGAAUACAUUGUUUUUCUUGCCAAUUAGACGGCUUCAUAAUUAUGCAAAAGUUUUGCUAAAGCUUGCUACUUGUUUUGAAGUGACAUCUCCAGAAUAUCAGAAACUGCAGGAUUCCAGUUCUUGUUAUGAGUCUCUUGCUCUCCAUCUCGGCAGGAAAAGGAAGGAAGCAGAGUACACACUGGGCUUCUGGAAGACUUUUCCUGGAAAAAUGACGGAUUCCUUGAGGAAGCCAGAGCGUCGACUGYUAUGCGAAAGUAGUAACCGAGCCCUCUCUCUGCAGCAUGCUGGGAGGUUUUCUGUGAAUUGGUUCAUUCUCUUUAAUGAUGCUCUGGUCCAUGCCCAGUUCUCCACACACCAUGUAUUCCCUUUGGCCACACUGUGGGUGGAGCCACUUUCUGAAGAAGCUGGUAAUGUGAAUGGCCUAAAGAUAACUACACCUGAAGAACAAUUCACUCUCAUUUCAUCAACACCCCAGGAAAAGACUAAGUGGCUACGAGCCAUAAGCCAAGCUGUGGAUCACGCUUUGAGGGGCACAUCCGAUCUUCCACCUUAUGGAAGUGGUAGCAGUGUUCAGAGGCAGGAACCACCCAUUUCACGCAGUGCCAAAUAUACAUUCUACAAGGAUCCUCGCCUAAAGGAUGCCACUUAUGAUGGGCGGUGGCUAUCAGGGAAACCUCAUGGCAGGGGGAUCUUGAAGUGGCCUGAUGGAAAAAUGUAUUCUGGCUUAUUCAGGAAUGGCUUGGAAGAUGGGUAUGGAGAAUACAGAAUUCCAAACAAGGCUCUGAACAAAGAAGACCAUUAUGUGGGCCACUGGAAAGAAGGAAAAAUGUGUGGUCAAGGAGUCUAUAGUUAUGCCUCUGGUGAAGUGUUUGAAGGCUGCUUUCAAGAUAACAUGCGUCAUGGUCAUGGUCUCCUUCGAAGCGGAAAACUGACUUCUUCUUCUCCCAGUAUGUUCAUUGGCCAGUGGGUAAUGGAUAAGAAAGCAGGAUAUGGUGUCUUUGAUGAUAUCACUAGGGGAGAAAAGUACAUGGGAAUGUGGCAGGAUGAUGUGUGUCAAGGGAAUGGUGUGGUCGUUACCCAGUUUGGAUUGUACUAUGAAGGCAACUUCCACCUUAAUAAAAUGAUGGGAAAUGGGGUUUUACUUUCUGAAGAUGAUACUAUCUACGAAGGAGAAUUUUCUGAUGACUGGACUCUUAGUGGAAAGGGAACACUCACCAUGCCAAAUGGAGAUUAUAUUGAAGGAUACUUUAGUGGAGAAUGGGGAUCUGGGAUAAAAAUCACUGGAACCUACUUUAAACCUAGUCUGUAUGAGAAUGACAAAGACAAACCCAAAGUUUUCAGGAAGCUAGGAAACCUGGCAGUGGCUGCUGACGAAAAGUGGAGAGCAGUAUUUGAUGAAUGUUGGCAUCAGCUGGGCUGUGAGAGCCCAGGCCAAGGGGAUGUUUGGAAAGCCUGGGACAACAUUGCUGUGGCCUUGACCACCAAUCGGCGCCAGCACAGAGACAGUCCAGAAAUACUAAGUCGUUCACAAACUCAGACACUAGAAAGUUUGGAAUUCAUUCCACAGCAUGUUGGUGCCUUCUCUGUGGAGAAAUAUGAUGACAUCAAGAAGUACUUAAUAAAGGCCUGUGACACUCCUCUGCACCCUCUGGGCAGGCUUGUGGAGACACUGGUUGCAGUAUAUAGAAUGACAUAUGUGGGCGUKGGAGCCAACCGCCGAUUAUUACAGGAGGCUGUAAAGGAGAUUAAGUCCUAUCUUAAGCGAAUCUUCCAGCUGGUGAGGUUCUUAUUUCCUGAACUUCCAGAAGAGGGCAGCACAAUUCCUCUCUCUGUACCUCUGCCGUCAGAAAGGAAGUCAUUUUGCACAGGAAAGUCGGAUUCCAGAUCUGAAUCACCAGAGCCAGGUUACGUUGUAACAAGUUCUGGAUUACUGCUUCCUGUGCUGCUCCCCCGCCUCUACCCACCUCUGUUCAUGCUUUAUGCUUUGGACAAUGAUCGAGAGGAAGACAUUUACUGGGAAUGUGUUCUGCGACUAAACAAGCAGCCAGAUAUUGCUCUCCUGGGCUUUCUUGGAGUACAGAGGAAAUUUUGGCCAGUGACCUUGUCAAUCCUUGGAGAGAGUAAAAAGGUUUUGCCAACCACAAAAGAUGCUUGCUUUGCCUCAGCAGUCGAGUGUCUGCAGCAGAUCAGCACAACAUUUACCCCAUCAGACAAACUUAAGGUUAUCCAGCAGACUUUUGAGGAGAUCUCUCAGAGUGUCCUGGCAUCGCUGCAGGAAGACUUUUUGUGGUCCAUGGAUGACUUGUUCCCUGUUUUCUUAUAUGUGGUGCUACGGGCCAGGAUUAGGAAUUUAGGCUCUGAGGUACAUCUCAUUGAGGAUCUAAUGGACCCCUAUCUUCAGCAUGGGGAACAGGGCAUAAUGUUCACCACCUUGAAGGCAUGUUACUACCAGAUUCAGCGUGAGAAGCUUAACUAGGCUGCAUAAUAGCUUGAAAACUGGAUUACCAUCUACCAAGGGUCACAGCACCAUCUGGAAUCUUUGUAGUGGUGAAAAAGAAUGGUGUUGAAAAUUGAAAAGGACUGUGUUAUUUUGGUUGUUAUUUCAGAGCCUUACUAAAAACUAGAGCCCUGAGCUCAGGAAAAAAACAAAACAAAACAAAAAAGACUAGUUUACAGGGAGGAUGGAAAAGAAGGUAGAAAUCAAUCAGACCAGUGCUUGGCCUGUGUUAAGUCCCAGAAAUUUCAUGCAUCUAUUUGGAAAAAAAGGAUAUCCCCUCCUGAAGUGAAGGGUAUGUCAGCCACGUGGAUUUGUAAGGCAAGUUCCCAGCAUCGCUUCUUGCAUUAAAGAAGUUAAUGAUGAAUAUUUUUGAGUUUCUGGUUUGCCUGAAUCCAUCUGCAGUUACCCCAGAUCUCUUUGCAAGGAGCAGAUUGUACUAAAAACUGUAGUAGCCACACCAUGCCUUUUUAGAUCCCUUCCAAUCAUGUGUGUGUUAUGCUUCUUUGCUUGGAGAGGGGAAGGAGGAAUUUUUGAACUGCAGUUUUAACUUUUUCUAAGCUUUUCCACCAGGAUAUUCAUGAUGGGAGAGAUUCUAUGUAGUGACUACCACAUCCUGACCCAAGACACAGAAUGAAUCUAAAUAGGAGCCUUCUGCCUGCUGAGUGAAAGGAACAUAGGAAUUUUGGUUUUGGUUUCCUCAAUAUGCUGCAGGAAGUUGAGUACACUGGAAUUGAAGCACCACUCAGCUGCUGUGGAACCCUUAUUUGUCUAUGUGCAAAUGCUGUAUUCCGAGGCCUGUGACUGGCAGCCCGAAGAGCUUCUGCAUACAAGCUGUUGUUUUGGAGCAGGACUGAAGUUUGGGAAAUACAGAAGCAAAGAACUGCAUUGAUCCCCAACCUAGUGUUGUGGUUCUUCCCUAUACCUCACACUGAACCCAAGAUGGAAAGAAAAAGAAUAUAAGCUUUGACUGUUUCCAUCUCUAAAGUAUUGUGGCACCUCAUCAGUUCAGUGUUUUCCUUUUUUAAAAAAUGUCUUACUGUAAGUUUUUGGUUUACACUGUACCAGUAACACUAGUAGCUGUUUUGGAUAACAUAGGUGCUCUCCCUCAUCUCAUCUCCUACCCACUGCGGUGAACAUAUGGAGUGUCCUGAUUUAUGUGAAGUGACUCAAGCUGAUGUUAAUUACUUUUGAAAUAGGAUCAUGGUUUCUGCUCUACUUUAUAAUCAAGACAAGUGUUUGUUAAAAUACUGUUUUGGAAUGUUGGCUUGUAAUAGCGAUUUUCAUAAUAAAAAACAUUCAUCUUUAUGAGGUGGUUUAUGAUUACAGAAGAAAUGACACAGGGCGCCUAAAAAUUUAAAAGAAAGCCAGGCUUAAAAUUUAAAAGAAACCCAGUAUUUCCUCUGCCCACAUUGUAAUUUAUGCCUUUUUGACCUCAGAGGAACUUCUAGGACUUUAGAGAUCUCUCUCUUUAAACAUAAACCAAUAAUUACAGCACCUUUGCUAGCAAAGAACAGAUUAACUUUCUGAUCCUAAAGAUCCUGGGACAAGUCUUAAAUCUAGUAUUUCUUUGGGGAAAAAUGAUGUAUUUGAUAGUUA